CCUACAUUUAGGGCGCCUACGUAGGGACUUUGCUGUGAUUGGGAACAUCGACAUAGUUAAACUUCCCUUAUCCCACCUUAUACGUUGUUUCUUGCUUGGGGAAAGAGGUUCUACUGUUAAACUGGCAGGCGACAGAAGGAUAAAAUGGUUUCGUGGAUUAUAUCCAGAGUUGUUGUGCUUCUCUUUGGCACACUUUAUCCAGCAUAUUACUCCUACAAAGCAGUCAAGACCAAGUCUGUGAAAGAAUACGUGCGGUGGAUGAUGUAUUGGAUUGUGUUUGCUCUUUAUACCGUAGCAGAGACGAUCGCAGACCUCUCCAUAGCAUGGUUUCCGUUGUACUACGAGUUAAAAAUGUGCGUGGUGAUCUGGUUGGUGUCGCCGUACACCAGAGGAGCCGGUCUGAUCUUCAGGAAGUUCCUGCACCCGCUGCUGGCCUCCAGAGAGAGGGAGAUAGAUGAUUACAUCGUUCAGGCCAAAGAGAAGAGUUAUGAGACCAUGGUGAACCUUGGAAGGCAAAGCCUCAGUGUUGCUGCUUCAGUCGCUGUCACUGCUGCUGUCAAGGGACAGGGUGCCAUCAGUGAGCGUCUAAGGAGCUUUAGUAUUCCUGACCUCACCCAGGUUCCGUCCAGCCAAUCAGCAUUCGCGAAACCGGCCCAGCUGGGCAUUGAGAGUGAAGACCCCAGCACCCAGGGCUCUGAGUACAAGCAGGCAGGACACAGGGAGGAAGUAGAUGGGACGUGUUCAGAGGACGACUCAUCGUUGCCAAAGGGUCUGCGCAGAACUCAGAGUGUGAAGAUGAGCCGUGCCAAAGUUGUACGCAAAGAGUCUCGUUACAGCUCCCUGAAAAUUAAAACCAGAAGGAGGCCAGUGAUCGCUGCCAACACGUUUGAACAGCCAUGAUCAACAGGAAACACGCCAGAAACCAGCUUGGAUCGUCCCAUUAGGCAAACCACAAAACCUUUGAAUGAACAGGCCUAGUCCUUUUUAAAACACACUGCUAAGGACCGUCUGUAUGAACAGGCCUAGUCCUUAUGUGUCACCCAACAAACCUCCCAUGAAAAGACCUCAUCGUCCAGUAAUGCACCAGCAAAGUAUGAACAAUUAGUCAUUCCGUAACACCCGCUAGUCAUCCCACAGUACAUGCCUGAUGAGCUGUGGUAUGAACAGACCUGAUCGUCCUGCAACACACACCAUAAAAACCUCUAUAUAAACAUGUCCCGUCAAUCCGUAAUCCGACGGACGGAGACAGAUUGUGCAAUAACACGUGACAAAAGCAUCUGUAUCAACAGGCCUGGUCAUUAUUAUAUUGAUGAUUUAACAGACACGAUCAUUCCAAAAGACACCCAAAGAGCAUCUAUGAACAGUCCCGAUCGUUCCACAAUACACUAAUGGGAAGCAUCUAUAUGGGCAAACCCUGUCAUCGCGUAAUACAAAUCCGUAGAGCCGUUGUAUGAACAAGCUUUGUCGUUCCCAACGAUCCUCGAUACGACCAGGCUUUGUCAUUCCGUAACACACACCCGAGGAUCCUCUAUAUGAAUGGGCUUCGUCAUUCUGGAACACACAUCUAAUUAGCUUAUAUACAAAUGGGUGUCAUCAUUCUGUAACAAAAAAAAACUCGAGGACCAUUUAUAUAAAUGGGUUUUGUCAUUCUGUAACCUACUUGAGGAGCCUCUAGACGAAUGUGCUUCGUCAUUCUAUAUCACACAUGAAGAUCCUCUAUAUUAAAGGGCUUCGUCAUUCCGUAAAAAAAAAACACACCUGAGAACCUUGUCUAUGAACUGGCAUCGUCAUUCUGUAACACACUCCUGAGGAUGAUCGUCUAUAUGAAUAGGCUUCAUCAUUCCGUAACACGCCUGAGGAUCCUCUAUAUGAACGGGCUUCGUCUUUCUGUAACUCGCAUCCGAGGAGCUUAUAUAUAAAUUGGGUUUUGUCAUUCCGUAACACACACCAAAGGACCCUCUAGACGAUUGGGUUUCGUCAUUCCGUAACACACACCAGAGGAUCCUCUAUACGAAUGGGUUUUGUUCCGUAACACACACCAGAGGAUCCUCUAUAUGAAUAUGUAUGGGCUUCGUCAUUCCAUAACACACACCAGAGGAUCCUCUAUACGAAUGGGUUUUGUCAUUCCAUAACACACACCAGAGGAUCCUCUAUACGAAUGGGUUUCGUCAUUCCAUAACACACACCAGAGGAUCCUCUAUACGAAUACGAAUGGGUUUCGUCAUUCCGUAACACACACCAGAGGAUCCUCUAGACGAACGGGUUUCAAAGAAGAGGUGGCGUUUCAACUUUGGAUACAUGGCUGUCUGUAUCAGCGUGAACUGGGCUAGUAACACUGGGUACACUUACGCUUGCUACAGACGCGGUGUUAGACGGACCUGGGCCACCGCUGUCAGAGGACUGUGGUUGCGGGGCGAUAGCUUUGUAGCCACUUCUCCAUUUUAAUGUUACGAGCUAUUACUUAACUUCAUCAUAUAGCCGUGUGCUGGCGAUAAAUGACAUGCGGUCAAAUGCACACUGACGCAGGACUGUGAGUGGUUUGCAGUUUUGACCGUGAAAGACAGGCUAAUAUGAUUGGAUGUCAUGUAUUUGACCUUUACAACAUUGCAAUUUUGCUGUUUGUACACUGGAGGGGGCACAAGUUCAUUUUUUGGCCGUGAGGAAAAACAUGGAUUACAAUUUUAAUGUUAUUUAGUGAGGCGGAAUUAAAUGAACAGUAAUCUCAGCAUUUUGCUGACGUACCCCCUCCGUCACCUCAGUUUGGGAACCACUGCUCUAUACGAAUGGGUUUCGUCAUUCCGUAACACACCUGAGGAUCAUUAAAGGGCGUCGUCAUUCUGUAAAAACACCCCUGAGGAUGAUCGUCUAUAUGAACGGGCUUCGUCAUUCUGUAACCCACAUCCAGACGAGCUUAUAAAUGAAUAGGCUUCAUCAUUCCGUAACACACAUCAGAGGAUCUUUUAUAUCAAUGGUUUCGUCAUUCCGUAACAUACACACCUAAGGAGGCUUGAUAAACACUUGGUCGUCCAUUAACACUCCAGAGCCUCAGUAUGAAAUCUAUAGCAAGUGUUUAUCAUUAAUUCAUUAAUCCCUUAGCUGUUUUACCUUGAGCCCCUCUCCCCCAUCCUCCCCAAAUCAACACUGGCCUAAAAUGCUGGACUGGUAUAAGGUGACAUUUGACAUAAACACACCAUGAACGUUUGUGACGUUGACUGACAAUGUUCUUCAUUUAUGCAGAGAUACGUCUCUUAGGAUCAUUUUCUCAUCUUAAACGAAUAUAGCGGGGGGGUGUGUGGGGGGGGGGGUGGCGUCGUCAUAGCAACAGCUUUUAAAACGGCUUUUCCAUUUAUUAAAGUGUAUAACAGCUCGGCGUCAGACACUGGCAGAUAUUAUUUAUUAUAUCUAUUUACACCGAGAACCGAAAUACUUAAAAUAGCCUGCCUAUUAAUAAUUAAUACAAAUUAAUAAUCUUCAUUCGUGAAUUUUCAUCAAUACUGGUCUGUAUUUUAUCUCAACGGCUAGUUAGUUUCUAACAGGAAGCGUAGUAAUCAUAUCGUUUCGAUUGUUUUGUCGCAAUACCAAAAAGCGGCCUUUAAUUCCUUAGUGGGUUUUAUAAGGAGUUUCAGGUCUACUGCUUUAACAUUCAUAAUGAAUGCAGCUAAUAUUAAGCACUUUUCCAACACUGACCUGCCUACUUCUCUCAGAUGUGUGCGUGUGGAUGUCGCAACGCUCUGCGGCCUGUUUACAAUUUAUUCUCCGUGCAUUUUUUCUUUUCUUUUUGUUUUUCCCCGUCUUGUAAUAAUGCUUAGUUUAGGGCGUGUACAGAUCAUUUAACUUAACACAAUAUUGUAUUUGUUUUCAUUUCACAAGUCGUAGUAUUCCUGUGUCCAGAAGGAGUCUACCUUUGACGGCACAGAUUUGCCGAGCGCUUGUGCUCCAAACCUGAAGGCUGUGUCCCCGUAGUUCUGUUCACAGGACGAGAAUUCCCCUACGAACGUUUGGACACUAUGGCAGAACCAACCGUUCUGCCGUUUUUCCCAAGCACAACGUCAUGAUAAUAUCGGAAGCUGGUAAAUAAAAGCGUUCCAAUUUAACGGCCUAGCGCUCUUCGAACACGUGGAUGUGAACCGAAUGUACGCUAAGCACCGUGCUUGUGCUCUGCGGUCUUGUUUCGAGUUGAACCGUGCGUGUAUUUAUGUAUCGAGACGCUUUCUUCCUUUUAAAUGUAGCUUUGUGGACUCGUAUUUAGUCUAGUCCACUAGUGGACUUCAUCUGCACUUUUAAAUUCCGGAUCGGACUUAUCGAGUAUCCUGAAACAAAAACAUGAGCUAAUUAUUUAGUUUUAAAUUCAUGGACUCAAAACUAUGCUCAAAUUCUCUCUCUCGCUCUCUCUUUUUUUUUCUUUUCCACUUCUUCCCAGAAGAAAUGACGACCAAAAAAAUCGUAUAUUAACGUGUGUUAUAUUGUUAGUGUUUGUUACUACGGUGUUGAACUGUUCUGUUUUCUCGCCUGACGCGGGUGUAAAUGUGUAAGAGAGAACUCGGUCCCAUACUCGUCUAUUCAGCAUCCGUUCUGUAAACGUUAGAACAUUCAAAUUUGGCCUAGAUCCACGUAUGUGCAUUUGUUAGACUGAGACGUCGUGUAAGAUGACCGAUCGGUUGCUUUUGUUGUGCGAGUUAAAGCAGAGUGGUUAAGGAGAGAAAACACUAACAUUAUUAUUAUGUACUCUCUUAUGAGAGAAAAUCCAGCAGCUGGUUUGAAGGCCGUAGUUAAUGCCGGAUCUACACCGGCACGUCCAGUCUGAGCGAGCCUGAAUGUCUCUGCAUCGAUUGUUAAAUAAAGUCGAAAUGCUUUGAUUUUAUAACUGUCCUGUUUUCAAUUCCACACAUGGUAUAUAAAAUGUACGACUAUUUACACUGACAUUUAUUCAUUUAGUAGACUUAAAAAUGAGGAUUUAUCAGCCAGGGCCAGAAAGGAACCGUGUGAUUGGUGUGCAAUAUAUAUAUA
Messenger RNA from Ictalurus furcatus (blue catfish), 5007 nucleotides. It is a transcript of the gene reep3a, whose product is annotated as receptor accessory protein 3a. Lineage: Eukaryota; Metazoa; Chordata; Actinopteri; Siluriformes; Ictaluridae. The coding region runs from base 145 to 900 and encodes 251 amino acids. Gene Ontology annotation, molecular function: microtubule binding. Gene Ontology annotation, biological process: endoplasmic reticulum tubular network organization. The record is from RefSeq and is a predicted model, not a curated record. Gene Ontology annotation, cellular component: endoplasmic reticulum tubular network; endoplasmic reticulum membrane; cytoplasmic microtubule. The transcript has 8 exons.